AUGACGACCCAAAAACUCUUCAACCCGCGCUUCCUCCUCAUCUCCCUCGGGAACCCCGCCCCCUACAAAGACACCCUCCACUCCGCCGGCCACCACGCCCUCAAGCACCUCCAGGCCCUCCUCCCCGCGCAGCCGCCCUUCCACAAGACCGACGCCUUCGGCCAGUCCUGCCAGGCCUCCCGCGGCAACAAGUACACCCUCGUGCAGUCCCCGACGCUCAUGAACGUCUCGGGCGCCUUCACCUCCAAGGCCUGGCAGAGGGAGCUCGCGCGACAGCAGGACGACCCGGCCGGCCUGCACCUGGUCGUGGUGCACGACGACCUGGAGGAGGAGCUCGGGGUCGUCAAGAUGCGCAAGUGGGGGAGCAGUCACAGGGGCCACAACGGGAUCAAGAGCAUCGCGGGCAAGCUGCGGGAGGGGGACUAUCCCGGCGCCAAGUGGGCGCGGAUCUCUGUUGGCAUUGGGCGCCCCGACGAGCGGAGCAGGGCUACGGUGUCUGACUAUGUUCUUCGUCCAAUGACUAUCGACCAGAUCAUGACGCUCGAGGAUACUGCGGCCCCGGGGGUCCUCCGGUGUCUGGACGAGUGGGAGGCCAAGUUGGCCGCCCAGGCUAAGAAGUGA
Molecule: messenger RNA, 621 nt
Organism: Colletotrichum karsti
Lineage: Eukaryota; Fungi; Ascomycota; Sordariomycetes; Glomerellales; Glomerellaceae
Product: putative peptidyl-tRNA hydrolase
Exons: 1
Coding region: 1-621 (206 amino acids)
Molecular function (GO): peptidyl-tRNA hydrolase activity
Source: RefSeq, a predicted model, not a curated record